Messenger RNA from Salvia splendens (bonfire salvia), 1091 nucleotides. Its product is annotated as probable fructokinase-4. The record is from RefSeq and is a predicted model, not a curated record. Bases 64 to 1038 code for a protein of 324 amino acids. Gene Ontology annotation, biological process: fructose metabolic process. NCBI's taxonomy places the organism in Eukaryota, Viridiplantae, Streptophyta, Magnoliopsida, Lamiales, Lamiaceae. Gene Ontology annotation, cellular component: cytosol. Gene Ontology annotation, molecular function: fructokinase activity. The transcript is spliced from 4 exons.
UCUUCUACUAAAUAUAUAGAUAUUUACCCAAAUUUUUCAUAAUUCUUCAAAAUCAUUAUAGCAAUGGCGACUUCAUCAAGCAAUGGUGGUUUGAUUGUCAGCUUCGGCGAGAUGCUGAUUGACUUUGUUCCAACGGUCUCCGGCGUGUCUCUGGCCGAGGCGCCUGGAUUCCUCAAGGCUCCCGGCGGUGCUCCGGCUAACGUGGCCAUAGCGGUGACGAGGCUCGGUGGAAACGCCGCUUUCAUUGGCAAGCUCGGCGACGACGAGUUUGGCCACAUGCUCGUCGGAAUCCUCAAGAAGAAUGGAGUUUCCACCGCCGGGGUCAACCUCGAUAAAGGUGCGAGAACCGCUCUGGCGUUUGUGACGCUACGCGCCGACGGAGAGCGUGAGUUCAUGUUCUAUAGGAACCCUAGCGCCGAUAUGCUGCUCACGCCCGAUGAACUCAAUCUUGACCUCAUCAAAUCGGCCAAAGUGUUCCACUAUGGCUCAAUAAGCUUGAUAGUGGAGCCGUGUAGAUCGGCACAUCUAAAGGCAAUGGAAGUGGCCAGGGAGGCCGGAGCUCUGCUCUCGUACGAUCCAAAUCUCCGGCUGCCACUGUGGGCCUCAGCAGAGGAGGCGAGGACCCAGAUCAUGAGCAUCUGGGACAAGGCCGAUGUGAUCAAGGUGAGCGACGAGGAACUCAGUUUCCUCGUUCAAACCGACGUCGUUGAUGAUGCAGCUGCAAUGUCUCUAUACCACGACAAGCUCAAGCUCCUUUUGGUCACCCUUGGAGCCAAGGGAUGUAGAUACUAUACCAAGCAUUUUCGCGGAACAAUAGAUGGUUUUCGUGUAGACACUGUUGACACGACCGGGGCUGGUGAUUCUUACGUUGGAGCUCUCCUGUGUAAGAUUGUUGAUGACCAGUCUAUUAUUGAGGAUGAAGAGAAGUUGAAGAAGGUGUUGGCUUAUGCAAAUGCGUGUGGAGCAAUUACGACUACUAAGAAGGGAGCAAUCCCAGCUCUUCCUACUCCAUCUCAAGUUCGUGAUCUCAUGAACUAGAUUUUUGUUUUAGUAUUAGUUACCUCUUUUAGUUAAUUAGCCUUUUGGAUUAA